Messenger RNA from Desarmillaria tabescens, 1485 nucleotides. RefSeq names its product cytochrome P450. The transcript is spliced from 13 exons. Gene Ontology annotation, molecular function: monooxygenase activity; oxidoreductase activity, acting on paired donors, with incorporation or reduction of molecular oxygen; heme binding. The record is from RefSeq and is a predicted model, not a curated record. NCBI's taxonomy places the organism in Eukaryota, Fungi, Basidiomycota, Agaricomycetes, Agaricales, Physalacriaceae. The coding region runs from base 1 to 1485 and encodes 494 amino acids.
AUGUCUGGAACUAUCAGACACCUCCAAGGUCCUUCGCGUCCCUCUCUUCUACUAGGCCAUGAAUUAGAGCUGCGUGCGCAAUCUACUGUCGGCGGCCUGGAGACGACCUGGCAGAAGAUGUACGGGAACACGUUUCGCAUUGGGGGAUGUUUUGCAAAAGACAUCCUGAUGACUUCGGACCCCAAAGCUAUACAACACAUCCUUCGUAACUCUGGGUAUCGAUACCCCAAAACGAAGGAUGUUGCACACCUAUGGGAGAUGAUGGUGGGAAAAGGACUUCUCGCGACUGCAGACUCGGUCCAUCAACGUCAGCGGAAGAUCCUCAAUCCAGCAUUUUCGUCGAGUCAAUUGAGAGAGUACUUGGACGUGUUUCGAGCUACCGGGGUCAAACUCCGCGGAAAGUUCCACGAACUCGUCAGUCAGGGCCCGAAGGAAAUAAACCUAUUGCAAUGGACCAACCAGGCUGCGCUGGAUAUUGUUGGGCUAACAUCUUUUAGAUGCCACUUUGGUGCGCUUGACGGUAAUUCAUCUGAGAUGGCUCAUAUAUCCAAAUCUACAUUCACUGCGCUCUCAAAAAUUGCUCCAACGCCUCUUUUGAUUCUCGUUCCUACUCUCUGGAGGUUCUUUCCGAAUAGGAUAUUGUCCAUCAUCGAUAAAGUACCCAGUGAACAGAUUAAACUUCUACGCAAGUUCAGAAGUAUAGCGAAGAAGACCGCGCGCCAGGCACUCACGAAUAUCCCCCGGGACGCUUCGAGGGAUAUCGUUAAUCUUCUAGCUAUUGCGUCCGACGACAUGCUUCUGGAGGAAGAUGAGGUCCUAUCACAGCUGGCUAAUUUCACUCUAGCCGGGGAGGACACUACUGCUGCUGCAAUAGCUUGGACGCUCUAUGAGCUGAGUCGUCGACCUGAUUAUCAAGCUCGUAUCAGAGAAGAAAUUCAGAAAGGGUCUCAGCCUGUCGAUUAUGAUUCUACACCGCUAUUGAAUGCAGCCAUCAAUGAAUCCCUCCGUUUGCAUCCGAUCCUGCAUACGAUGUUGCGUUAUACUAAAGACGACGAUGUAAUUCCAUUGAACGAGCCAGUUCGUAUUCUGACAGGGGAAGUGUGGAGCGAGAUCCCCGUCAGAAAAGGACAAAUGGUAAUGGUUUCUGCUUAUAUGUACAACCGACUUUCCAGUGUGUGGGGAAACAACCCGGAUGAAUGGGAACCCGAGCGAUUCCUUAGGGCGGAGGAGAAAGAUAGGAUUUCGGUUGGUCUCCACGCAAAUUUGAUAAAUUUCAGUGACGGUGUCUAUGGCUGUAUCGGAUGGAAAUAUGGGUUGCUGCAAGUCCAAGCCAUCCUACUCGAGCUCCUCAAAUCAUUUGAAUUCAUCGACUCGGGGGCAGAGCUUUUUAAUGGCAUAGCAGCCAUAAGUCUGAUGCCCAUCGUUAAAGGAAAAGAACAAGAGGGAGUUCAAGUUCCCGUCAUUGUUCGGGCGUUGAGUCCCUAG